Striga asiatica is the source of this 498-nucleotide messenger RNA. The record is from the annotation of a GenBank genome assembly. Lineage: Eukaryota; Viridiplantae; Streptophyta; Magnoliopsida; Lamiales; Orobanchaceae.
UUGUCCGAUUUCUGGUGCAUUGAGUCCAUUGAGGCCCACGAUGAUGCCAUAAACGGGCUCGUGGCCCGAAGUGGGUCUGUUUACUCGUCCUCUGCGGAUAGGAGGAUUAAGGUUUGGGGUAAGGUAAGGAAAAAUGAAGGGCAUUCGGUUAAGGCGAUUUUGGAGGGCCGAAAGGACGUGUCUUUGAAUUCGGUGGCAGUUAGUGAGGACGGGAGGUUCGUGUAUGGAGGAUGUUCGAACGGGUUUAUAAUGGGUGGGUCGGCUAAUUCGAGUAUGUGUGUUUGGAGGACGGAAAAAGUGGGAGGGGGUUUGGCCCAACAUUUGGUGAUCAGGGGGCACGAGGGCCCGGUGAAGUGCAUGCGGGCUGGGCCAUCAAGGGUUGGGGGUGGUUUCUUGUUGUAUUGUGGGAUUGUGGAUAGAAGUGUGAGGGUUUGGUGGGUACCGGGUGAUUCGGAGAAGGAUUUGGAUUUGGAUUUGGAUUUAGUUCGGGUGAAGUGA